Messenger RNA from Ostertagia ostertagi, 222 nucleotides. The record is from the annotation of a GenBank genome assembly. NCBI's taxonomy places the organism in Eukaryota, Metazoa, Nematoda, Chromadorea, Rhabditida, Trichostrongylidae.
GCAGGGUUCAGAACAACCAGCGGUGUUCAGUGUUGCGUCCAGCAGAGACUCCAACUGAGGAAUCUAAGAGCAAAACAGAGGUAUCACCUCCAGAAAAGAGUAGUAAACAUCGAAGCGCUUCUCGUAGCAAGAAAUCAAAAAUCUCUGCUAAAUCGAGAAGAGAAUAGCGCCCUUCAACGUCAAGGUGAGUUGGCUCCCUUCGGAAUAGGAUACAACUAUCAG